Molecule: messenger RNA, 967 nt
Organism: Mangifera indica (mango)
Lineage: Eukaryota; Viridiplantae; Streptophyta; Magnoliopsida; Sapindales; Anacardiaceae
Product: agamous-like MADS-box protein AGL61
Exons: 2
Coding region: 196-786 (196 amino acids)
Biological process (GO): regulation of transcription by RNA polymerase II
Molecular function (GO): RNA polymerase II cis-regulatory region sequence-specific DNA binding; DNA-binding transcription factor activity, RNA polymerase II-specific; protein dimerization activity
Source: RefSeq, a predicted model, not a curated record
UGUAUAUCGUCUUAAUCUCCUCCAACUUCCCUAGUCUUAUACGGAACAAAUUCCUGCCAAGGCUCACAAUUCGUAUAUACAUCACGACGGCACCUUAUUGGUAAUUUGGAUUAAGGACAUUGAGGCAUCAAGACUGGGUUUUGCUGUCCUUCAACAGAUCUUGACACUUUUGUUUUCAACAGUUGUACAAUUACAAUGUGUUCAUCGUCUUCGGCGGAGCAGCAGCAAGAUCAGGAGGCAGAGCCGAUUAGAAUAAAGAAGAAACGUAACGGGACCGGACGGAAGAAGAUCGAGAUGAAGAAAAUAGAGAAGAAUUCGAGUCGAAAAGUUGCAUUCUCAAAGAGAAGAAAAGGUUUAUUCAAAAAGGGUUGUGAACUUUGCCGGUUAUGUGGUGCGAUGAUCGCUAUAAUUGUGUUUUCUCCCAAAGGGAGAGUUUAUAGUUAUGGCUACCCAACUGCUGAUUUUGUUAUUAAGCAGUUUCAGAGUGAAGCAGAUGAAGAAAAUCAAUACAAUGUGGGUGAUGAAAGAGGGUCUAUAUCAUUACCACAUGAAGAGAAUUGUGAGACUGAUUGUGUUUCAGAGAAUUCCGCCACAGAAGAAGAAGAGGAGAAUGAGGAGGUGUAUUGGUGGGAGGAGGAUAUAGAGGGAUUAGAGUUGGAGGAACUCGAGAGGAGAAGGGCCUGUAUGGAGGAGUUGAGAGACAAUAUGGCUUCUUCCCUUGAGGAGAUAAUGGAGCGUAGAUUUUCUGAGAGGGACCUUUUAGGAAAUGACAGGGUCCCUCGCUAGUGAAAUUGCCUGAUGAAAUUUAAGUCAUUUAGAAGGUUAUAGAUUUAAUUUAUUACUUAGAUUUAGAUAUGUUGAAGCUUUUAGACAGAGUAUUGAGUUUUGUAUCAAGAAUUAGUCGAUUUAUUCUUAUUGUGCAGUCAGUUCAUAUAAUGCAAUUGCAAUAUGCACAUUAUUAUGCUUU